Penicillium malachiteum is the source of this 882-nucleotide messenger RNA. RefSeq names its product proteasome core particle subunit alpha 7. The transcript is spliced from 5 exons. The record is from RefSeq and is a predicted model, not a curated record. Gene Ontology annotation, cellular component: nucleus; proteasome core complex; proteasome core complex, alpha-subunit complex. The coding region runs from base 1 to 882 and encodes 293 amino acids. Lineage: Eukaryota; Fungi; Ascomycota; Eurotiomycetes; Eurotiales; Aspergillaceae. Gene Ontology annotation, biological process: ubiquitin-dependent protein catabolic process.
AUGACGUCAAUCGGUACAGGUUACGAUCUCUCGAACUCGGUCUUCUCGCCAGAUGGCCGUAACUUCCAGGUGGAAUAUGCCGUCAAAGCUGUUGAGAAUGGCGGAACAGCUGUUGGCAUCCGGUGCAAGGAUGGUGUAGUGCUCGCAGUCGAGAAAAUCAUCACUAGCAAGCUUCUAAAGCCCGGUGCGAAUAAGAGAAUCGCGACAGUGGAUCGUCAUGUUGGCAUUGUCUCUGCUGGCCUUGUUCCCGAUGGCCGUCAUUUCGUAUCCAGAGCUCGAGACGAAGCUUCCUCCUGGAGAGGUACAUACAAGGCCCCCAUUCCUACCUCAGCGCUUGCGAACCGUCUCGGUGGCUACGUACAAGCAUACACCCUGUACUCCAGUGUGCGACCGUUCGGUGUGACAUCUAUCGUUGGCGGAUGGGACAGUGAAGCAGAGCUGGCUGUUGAUGGUCAGGUCGGUACUGGCCCCAAGUCAGGCGCUGGUGGAAAGGUUGAAGGUACUCCAGCUGGAGGACCUGCUCUUUACAUGAUUGAGCCUAGUGGACUUUACUGGGGAUACUAUGGUGCGGCUACCGGCAAGGGCCGACAAGCAGCUAAGGCUGAGCUGGAAAAGUUAGAUCUGACUUCCGGUAACCUUUCGCUAUUGGAUGGUGUUAAGGAGGCUGCGCGUAUCAUCUACGUCGCUCAUCAAGAUAGUAAGGACAAAGAAUUCGAGCUCGAGAUGUCCUGGAUUAGUUCCCUCGAUGGCCCAACUAAGGGUCGACAUGAGGAGGUCCCCAAGGAGCUUCGGGAAGAGGCCGAGAAGUUCGCAAAGAAGGAACUAGAGGGCGAGGAUGAAGAUGAGGAAGAGAAGGGCCAAGGAGAGCAAAUGGAGGAAUAA